Molecule: messenger RNA, 240 nt
Organism: Paramecium octaurelia
Lineage: Eukaryota; Ciliophora; Oligohymenophorea; Peniculida; Parameciidae
Source: the annotation of a GenBank genome assembly
AUGAGAGAGAGAGAUAAUACAAGCAUCCAAAUUGCGAAUCACUAGAAAUUGAGAUGCAAGCAAAUAUUCGAAAAUAAUGUGUGUAACAAUUUUUUAAAUAGAUAGAUGGGAGUAGCAAUUAAGCGGAGUGACGGAGUUACACGAAUUGAGGGGGAAUUGAUGACUUUGAAAAGUGGACUUCGGCUUUAAAUUUUUAGUAAUAAUAAAUAUUCAUACAUAAUUAUAUUGAAUACAUUAUGA